AUAUAACUGGAAUACUGCUAAAAGUGGCAUUAAACCAACUCACUCACUGUAUUGCUCUUGUCUUGUAUUAACAUUUCACAAUUAUUUGUGUUUGCAAGUGACUAUGUAAGUUUAAUUUCAUUUUUUGCAGUACCAAGGUAAACAAAAUUAGAUAAGGUGCAAUAAAGUAGCAGUUUUGGCUUGGUGAGGUUUUGCUGAGGUGCCGUUUUAACUGUAACCGUUACAGACAACAUUCAAAGAGGGGCAGUAUGUAAUUUUAAAUAAUACAGAAGUGAAAUAGAAUUAACCACAGACAAGGAGACUUUAACAAUAAUGUUACUUUACUCCCUUGAAUAACGACGCUACAUGCAUAGAAUCAUUUUUUUCAUUCAGUUGAUAGUUACAGUUCAUGUACAUACCUUCUUUAGAUAAUCUAUAUCAAGUUUUAGAAAGAGUAGUUGGGGAGACACUCGACUGGCUGAAUGAGACACGGAAAAACUCUUCACUGCUCGUGCCGCAAUAGGAGGCGCCAAGAGCACUUGCCGGCACCGGAAGUAAAGUGGUCAGCGUCUGUUUACAACUGUGGCUGCACAGUGACAGCAAUGUCUACACUCAAGCGGAGGAACAUGGACCACUGCCACACCACGACGCACAGCAGAGUACCCGGCACACCUGGAGCAGUCGCCGCUGUGGCACUCGAGGGUUGCUGUGAGCACUCUAGGUACAAUCAGAUCAUUGCAGAGCUUUCUACAUUUAUGGAAUAUGGUUCUGACAUUCAUAACAUGAUGUGAUCGUGAGAAAUUCCUCAAACUUACAAACACAAAUGUUUGGGCUUCUACUACCUCCAACAAGCAUCUAUGUUAUAACCUGGUGACAUAAGUAAACAUGGAAAGGAAUCCAACACAUUAUUCAAAUGUGGACAGAAAGCAUGAAAUUCAGGCCAGAAUUAAGCCAGGGAUACAUUAAGCAGCUUUAAAGUUCUCAUACAUGUGAGGCUAGGUAAUAAACUUUACCAAAAAGUAGGAAGUAAAGGGGUUGAUUUGGGCCAGCAAUAUCAAACACUGACCAGGUGAGCCACAUCGACUGUCAAAGCCAAGGAAGGGAGAUGACCCCUCAAGUAGAAGGAAGCUCUUUGAAACCACAACAUGCGAGGAAAUUACACGACUAUCUAUUGAUUCAUUUAGUUAAGACUUUGAAAUACUCUCAGGAACUCACAAAUAUGUUCUGUUUAAAUGCUUUUCGGUGGCAAUACAUGCCAAUAUCAGUUAUUUGUCAGUUUGACGGAAAGAAAUUAAAAAUUCCAUCUAAACUAUCCCGACUCAAAACUGCUUGUCGAACAACUGAUUCUGAUUUGUUGUUGUAGAACCUGUAUCCACAGGUGUUUGCAUCGUGUUUUCUCUAAACCCCAUCAAGCUUGAAUAAUAAUUACUUAGUUUCGUGAUAAUUAACACAAUUGGUAAAAUUGUUUCAUUAAUUGUGUAAUAAAAUCCAACAUAACAUACAGUGAGAAUGUUGUUAGUAAAUAUUAAUCCAUAUUUUAUUAAUGAUU
Molecule: messenger RNA, 1528 nt
Organism: Haliotis rufescens (red abalone)
Lineage: Eukaryota; Metazoa; Mollusca; Gastropoda; Lepetellida; Haliotidae
Exons: 3
Coding region: 462-770 (102 amino acids)
Source: RefSeq, a predicted model, not a curated record